Molecule: messenger RNA, 1047 nt
Organism: Coniosporium apollinis CBS 100218
Lineage: Eukaryota; Fungi; Ascomycota; Dothideomycetes
Exons: 1
Coding region: 1-1047 (348 amino acids)
Source: RefSeq, a predicted model, not a curated record
AUGGAAGACGAUUUCAGGCCCAUUCCUGAAUUUCAACGUAGCAACGCCGACGUCAAUCUCCUCAACCUCGUGAGCCGCGUUGUGUACACUGGCAAUGUGACAGACCAGUGGUUCGGCGCGACGAUAAGAUCCGAUAUUCCAGCUCUUGGAACCCAGGGAUGGAUCUCAUCUCGAACAGUUUCCACUCUCGGGUGUACUGAGAGAUAUCAGUUCUGUAACGGUAAUAGGUGCAACAGUCCCACCGGACUCUUCAGUAUCAAUGGAGAGAGCGUGGAAGCACUCCGGUUAAAUGCAAGACAAAUUGCUACAUUCCAUCUUCUCAGGAAGGUCGCCAACGGAGCGAGACUAAGAUACAUACUGUAUUUUCUUGGCAAGAACAUCCUUAUCGCCAAUGAGAAGGUUUAUGGCGUUUUUCCGAUCUCGUCGCCACUUCCAGAUGACCAAUGGCAGAUCGAAAUGAAAAACCUCAACAGCCUGUCAAUGGCGGUACUUCAGCAGAGGGUAAUGGAGCACGCCUCUCCGCAGAACAUCGAAGUUCGCCCAGGCGUUACGUCUCGCCAAUAUAUAAUUCCGGAAACCACAACCGAAGGAAAGCGACUCUGUGCUAAUCAGAAGACCCGUCACGCGGCCUACUCCUCAUUCAACCUGCUUGGUAUCUGCGUCAUCAUAUUCGGCGGUUCUCUGCUCAUCCUUGUUAAUAUCUCGCUCCCACAUCUCGUGGGUUGGAUCCAGAAGAUGACCGGCAUGGGACUCGCAGCAAGGCUUGACUGGAUUGAGAGUGAAACUCUACAGCUGCAGCGCAUGGCAUUUGAAGGGCGUGGGAUCGGACCGUGGAUCGGCAAGCAAGAUCGAGUCCCCACGACUGCCAAGUUUGGCCGGAGGUUUCCACGCACCGCCAUCAAUCUACGCGACAGCUACCCGUUGCGAAUGAGCGAGACUUCUGACCCACUCGUGGUGACACAACCAGCGCAAGGACCGACCACCGGGUUUCAAGGACAUGUAUAUGACUCUGAAUCGCCGACCUUCUGGCGUCAGCGGGGUUUCUAA